AAAACUCAGCGCAAAGGAACGGAAUGCACAUGGUGCCUAACAAGAUAUGAUCUCUUGCUCUAUCAAUGUCAUCAUCUUUGAUGUGUUCUACCUCAGAUAGAUUGUUAUUCUUCAACAACUACAAAUAAAGUAUGAAAAUAUGACAGACAAAAAGAUGACAUUAGGAUUCUUAGAGAACUUUCUUCUAUCUGGUUCAGCUGCUGUCAUUUCAAAGACAUCUAUAGCUCCCCUAGAGAGAAUCAAAUUACUGAUACAGAAUCAAGACGAACUCAUUAAAUGUGGGAGACUGAAUAAACCUUACAGAGGAAUCCUUGACUGUGCUGUCAAAACGUUUCAGUCAGAAGGACUUUUGGCAUUUUGGAGAAGUAAUUUUGUGAACUGUGUCAGGUAUUUCCCAACACAGGCAAUGAACUUUGCCUUCAAAGAUCACAUCAAAGCAGCUUUUAAAACUGUUCCCGGUGAAUCCCAUGGAAGAAAGUUAGCCAAAAAUAUUUUUAGUGGCAGCAUAGCUGGCGCUUUGUCCAAUUGUUUUGUGUAUUCACUGGACUAUGCCAGGACCAGGCUGGCUAUGGAUGCCAAAAAUGCUGACAAUCCCUUAGCAAAUAGACAGUUUACUGGAGUCAUAGAUGUCUAUAAGAAGACAUGGGCUGCAGACGGGAUUCAAGGACUUUAUAGAGGUUUUGUUGUGUCUGUGAUAUCCAUUAUGGUGUAUAGGGGCUGUUACUUUGGAUUUUACGAUAGCCUCAAACCCAUCUUGCUCAGAGAAAACCCAGGGUUCUUCUCAUCCUUUGUUCUAAGUUACGGUGUGACUGUCAGCUCCAACCUCAUUGCUUACCCCCUGGACACUAUUCGCAGGAGGAUGAUGCUGCGCUCCGCUGAGAAAGUUCAAUACAAAGGCUCGGUGGAUUGUGCUCUCCAGAUUAUAAGAAACGAAGGAGCCCUGUCACUAAUGAAAGGCGCUGGAGCUAACAUUCUCCGCAACAUUGCCGGAGCAGGGGUUCUAGUAGGCUUUGAUAAGUUUAAAGACAUUUAUAUUCGAUACCAUCAAAAAUUAUGAACAAUGAAGUUAGUCUAUUCUUUAAAGUGACACAUAAUUCUAAAUGUUAGUUCACAAAUUCAUUUCCAGCAUGUGUGAAAGUGAAAAUAUUUAUAAUGUGGCUUAUGUAGUGUGAACAUGCCUUAAAGAUUAAAAAAAUACAAUCUUGUUGAUUGUAACUGAAUAACUUUGUCUAAUACAUACAACGAAGUACAAUCAUUUUUCAAAAAUAUGCCACGCUUAAAACAGCUAUUUUUAAAAAUUUUCUUCAUUCUUGUGAUAAUUUAUUAAAAUGACGAAUUCUUUAGCCACUUUGAUCCUUGCAAAAUAAAUUUAUUAAGAGUGUCCACUUGUCAUAAUAAAAAAAAACAAUUCUUGAUAAAAUAAACAUCUCCAAGAUAUGAAACUCUCUUGGAACACAAAGACCCUGAUAAUAAAUGUACUAAAUAUACUAAGUAACGGUACAGACUAUUUGAAAAUUGUGUGAAAUGUUUUUAAAAAAAAAAAACUAGCUUGGUAACUUUUUUUUAUUAGGUGUUUUCAUUUAACAGCAAUAAAAGCUCAGUUUCAUUUAUCAACCAGAAAUGCAUUAAUCAACCAGAGAUGCAUUAAUCAAUCAAUGAUUAAGACAUUAAUCAGCAAUAAGUCAUGCUAAAAAUUCUUUGCUGUUAAAUUUUGGCCAAAAUUUGAUGUAAAUAUUUUUAGUACCGGUAUUUAAUUAUUCAAUUGUGGUGUCUUAUUUCUUUAGCUAUUCAUAAUGUCUUUGGAACUAAUGCUCUGUUGGAUACUAGUCUUAUUGCGACUAGCCGUGUACAGCAAUUUGAUCCUGAUAUCAUAUCAAAGGUUGAAAUAAAUUCAGAAAAAAAAAUCAUUAGUUAAUUAUAAUGCUUGGCAGGUUCAUCUCAUGAUUUUAGAUGGUAUGUGGUAUACGCUUUGGACUGUCACCAGGAUAGUUCAGAGUUCAAACCUGCCCUCUUCCAUUCCCUGGUGUACUGCAGGAGGCUUGAGCUAAGUGUAUGCCUAGGACGUAAUCAUCUGCUUUUUUGAAUUGAAGUAACGUCUGUAUUUUAUAAGAUAAGAUAAAAUAUAAUGAUCUUGUGUUCUGAAGACUCGUAGACAAUCUAUCAAUCAAAAUAAAACAAUGAUUAAUGUUUUCUAGUGUUCUACUCAUAAUUGGGGAACCGAAACAUGAAUAUUAAUUUACAUUUGAUUUAUUAAAUUUCAAUUUUUAGUUUCUUUGAACCUGUUAAAAAAAAAUUCAGUUUAGUAAUUCUAGGUGGUAGGCUAUAGUUUAGUAAUUGAAGGUGGUAGGCUAUAGUUUAGUAAUUCUAAAUGGUAGGCUAUAGUUUAGUAAUUUUAGGUGGUAGACUAUAGUUUAGUAAUCCUAGUUGGUAGACUAUAGUUUAGUAAUUCUAGGGGGUAGGCUAUAGUUUAGUAAUUUUAGGUGGUAGAUUAUAGUUUAGUAAUUCUAGGUUGCAGAAAAUAUAAUCCACAGGAUGAAGUGAUUCUGUAAUUCAAACUAAUACUGGGGUGUGUAAUCAAGUGGCAUAAACCACUUGGCUUCUUAUCAAAAGGGGCUUGAGUUUGAAUCCUGACUUGAGCAGAGUUGUUUGGGUUAGGGAUGUUUCGGAUGUUCCGUCAGAGUUGAAGAUAAUUACUUCCUAGUCCAAACCUCCCCCAGGACAACGGUGGAUGGGAGCAGGCAGAGUUUGAACCCGGUACCAUUGAUAAGUCCGAACGACAGUCCAGCGUGCAAAUCGCACGACCAGGCAGCCAUCUGUGUUUGCUGAGCACCUAAAGGCGGCAUUGAAACCACUCGGGACAAUAGCGCUCUGAGAAGCAUGAAAGUUGUGCUAUUCAACAGAGAUUGGACCAUAGCGCUCUGAGCAAAAUACAAAAGCAAUUUAAAAACUAAAAAUACAAUAAAACUGUCUAGAAAUUUUCAUUCUUCUUUCUGGUCUCACUUACUUCCACUUUUCUGUUGUGGUCCCAGAUCUGCUUGUGUAGUCUAUUGGUUUUUCAUUCACACUUGGAAAGAGUUGAUGUCAAGAUCAAAGUACAAGCUAAUGUAAUGCCAAAUGAUAUGAUGAAUGCUUGGAGACAUGUUUGUGUGUGCUUUGUUUUGUAUUAUUGAUGGUGCUAUGAUACACUUAAUUCUGUUGUGUUUAUUAUAAAUAAGAAAUUUGUGAAAUAGUUUUGGUUGCAUUAUAUUAUUAGGUCUGUGUGUGUACGUAGUGGGUUUAUAAAAUUUUUAAUCAGAAUUAAACAUUUUAAUAAAUA
Molecule: messenger RNA, 3316 nt
Organism: Biomphalaria glabrata
Lineage: Eukaryota; Metazoa; Mollusca; Gastropoda; Planorbidae
Exons: 4
Coding region: 140-1057 (305 amino acids)
Biological process (GO): mitochondrial ADP transmembrane transport; mitochondrial ATP transmembrane transport
Cellular component (GO): mitochondrial inner membrane
Molecular function (GO): ATP:ADP antiporter activity
Source: RefSeq, a predicted model, not a curated record